Messenger RNA from Bombina bombina (fire-bellied toad), 1306 nucleotides. It is a transcript of the gene MOSPD1, whose product is annotated as motile sperm domain containing 1. Bases 244 to 891 code for a protein of 215 amino acids. Lineage: Eukaryota; Metazoa; Chordata; Amphibia; Anura; Bombinatoridae. The transcript is spliced from 6 exons. Gene Ontology annotation, cellular component: cytoplasm. The record is from RefSeq and is a predicted model, not a curated record.
UACUUAUUUGCUCCCAGAGUGACACACAGGAGGCGGGGGAACUGUCAGCAUCUACAGCAGGAGCUGCUCUGACGUCACGAGCUCCGGGGCGGUGCUGCGGCCACAGGCUUCUAACAAAGGACCUAGGGACACCGAGACAAGAGAACUGCCAAAAUGCACUAGAGGUCUCAGCAGCAUCAGAAAGAGAAUUGGGAAAUUCCCUGGGACACAAAGAGCAGUCGAGGAAACAAAGAUUCAGUGCCAAUGCAGCAACAAAAAAGGCAGCCAGAACUAGUGGAAGGAAACCUUCCAGUUUUUGUUUUUCCUACAGAACUUCUUUUUUACGCAGAUGAUCAGUCAACACACAAACAGGUGUUAACUUUAUAUAACCCUUACGAGUUUGCCUUAAAAUUUAAAGUUCUUUGUACAUCACCCAAUAAAUAUGCUGUAGUAGAUGCUGCUGGUGCAGUGAAACCUCAAUGCUGUGUUGAUAUUGUUAUUCGCCAUAAAGAUGUCCGAGCCAAUCACUUUGGUGUCAUUGACAAAUUCCGUCUUCAAGUAUCUGAACAAAGCCAGAGAAAGGCGUUGGGACGCAAAGAGGUAAUAGCCACUCUCCUUCCGUCCUCAAAGGAACAACAGCACAAUGACGAGGAGGAUAAAAGAAUGAAAGAACAUUUAGCUGAAAGUGUCUUCUUUGAACAGCCACCAUGUCAGCCAGAUGUAAGAAAUUCCUCUUCAGGGCCGAGCCUAUUGAUGGUCUUCCUUGGCAUGGUUUGCAUUGCUGCACUGAUGAUGCCCACCUUAGGGGAAAUGGAAUCCAUGGUGCCUCUCUACCUCCACUUAAGUGUGAAUCAGAAACUUGUGGCUGCCUAUGUUUUAGGUCUUAUAACAAUGGUCGUGCUAAGAACAUGAAAUCGCAUUUCAUCGGACAUUUAUUGUGUACAUUUAUUUCAUUAUGAAUGUGGACUGCUAUAUACUCCAAUGGGGCCAAACUAUGCCCACCAGAAAGACUUGGCAGUUUUCAAAUGCAAAACUGUGGAAUAAUAUAUUUUAACUGUUUAACUACUGUAAUUGAAUGGCUGCAAAAUUUUACCAGUUAGUCCAUUAUGGAUGAGCGAGAAUCUUUUGUUUAACGAUAUCUGUGAAUUGAAACUGCAUUUUAUAUGUGUGUAUGCCUAUAAAUUACUUUUAUUGAAAAUGAAUUUUUUUUUUUUAAUACUUUGUUUGUUUUCCAGUAUUAUGAAAGUUUACACAUGAAUCAAGUCUGGUUCAAUACAAAUUAAUUGUAUCUUAAAUCUAAUAAUAAAUAUAAGAAAGAAAAUUCAAA